AGUGUCCGGACUGGAAGGGGGGGAAAGUGUCCGGACUGGAAGGGGGGGAAAGUGUCCGGACUGGAAGGGAGGGAAAGAGUCUGGACUGGAAGGGGGGGAAAGUGUCCGGGCUGGAAGGGGGGGGAAAGUGUCGGGACUGGAAGAGGGGGAAAGUGUCCGGACUGGAAGGGGGGUGAAAGUGUCCGGACUGGAAGGGGGGUGAAAGUGUCCGGACUGGAAGGGGGGGAAAGUGUCCGGACUGGAAGGGGGGUGAAAGUGUCCGGGCUGGAAGGGGGGAUGAAAGUGUCUGGACUGGAAGGGGGGGAAAGUGUCCGGACU
Staurois parvus is the source of this 318-nucleotide messenger RNA. Lineage: Eukaryota; Metazoa; Chordata; Amphibia; Anura; Ranidae. The record is from the annotation of a GenBank genome assembly.